CCGCAGGGACGUUACAACUCGCCGAGGGUGGCGGCGGCGCCAUUUUGAAUUGGCUGAGGGUCGGAGGCGGCGGUUGCUGAACCGGGCUCCGCGGCCCCCGAGGAAACCAGCGAGAAAGGAGCGAGGUUUUGAAUAUGGCAGCGAAUAGGAACUUGAAGCAAGUGCGGAUCGAGAACAGCUCCCCAGCGGCGCCGAUGGGCAUGGUGGGGGGUGGUGGCGGCAAUCUGAAGGGAUUGCGGGGCCUAGAAACGGAGAGUGAGGCGGUGGCGGCCAUGGCGCUACCGCCGAGCAAAGAAGGUGGAGAUGAAGAACAGGAGGUUGGAUUCACCAUCGACAUCAAAAGCUUUCUCAAACCUGGCGAGAAGAGCUACACGCAGCGCUGCCGACUGUUCGUGGGGAAUUUGCCGACUGAUAUCACCGAGGAAGAUUUCAAGCGCCUCUUCGAGCGCUACGGGGAGCCGAGCGAGGUCUUCAUCAACCGGGACCGUGGCUUUGGCUUCAUCCGCCUGGAAUCUAGGACACUGGCUGAAAUAGCAAAAGCAGAACUUGAUGGUACUAUUUUGAAGAGCAGACCACUUCGAAUUCGAUUUGCUACACAUGGAGCUGCCCUAACAGUGAAGAAUCUUUCACCUGUUGUUUCUAAUGAGCUGCUGGAACAAGCAUUCUCUCAAUUUGGACCAGUGGAAAGAGCUGUUGUUGUAGUAGAUGAUCGUGGCAGAGCUACAGGAAAAGGUUUUGUAGAGUUUGCAGCAAAACCUCCAGCACGGAAAGCUCUAGAAAGAUGCAGCGAUGGGGCAUUCUUGCUAACAACAACACCUCGACCUGUUGUUGUAGAACCAAUGGAGCAAUUUGAUGAUGAAGAUGGGCUCCCAGAGAAGCUAAUGCAAAAAACACAACAGUAUCACAAGGAAAGAGAACAGCCUCCACGUUUUGCUCAGCCUGGGACGUUUGAGUUUGAGUAUGCUUCACGGUGGAAGGCUCUUGAUGAGAUGGAAAAGCAACAGCGUGAGCAGGUUGACAGGAACAUUAGAGAAGCCAAAGAGAAGCUAGAGGCAGAAAUGGAAGCAGCUAGACAUGAGCAUCAGCUUAUGCUGAUGAGGCAAGAUCUCAUGCGACGUCAAGAAGAACUGAGGCGUUUGGAAGAACUUCGAAAUCAAGAACUUCAAAAACGCAAGCAGAUACAAUUGAGACAUGAAGAAGAACAUCGACGUCGUGAGGAAGAGAUGCUACGGCAGCGGGAACAGGAGGAAUUACGGCGACAGCAGGAGGGAGGAUUUAAGCCAAAUUUCAUGGACAAUGUGAAAGAGAUGAUGAGGGUUAAAGGUUAUUCCCUUCCUCCUUCAACAGUUUUGUGCUUCUUAGCUGUUCAUGAUAAGGUAAGCCUGAACAAGUGCAAACAUGAACACAGCUCUGCGGAUCAUCUCGGGUUCCCUUUGGAAACCCCAAAUAAAUGGCCACAAGGGAUUGUGUGUUCUCCUGAGAACAGCUCGGCACUGGAGUUCUUCCUUUCUGUGUGGUGGAUAGUGGCUCUGCUACUCUCAAUGAUCCCUAUUCCUGCUGGUGCAAAAUGUUGUAUGGUCCACUUCAGUGGAAGUCAAAAUUUACCUGUGCUGCUGUUGCUAGGUAAUUUUUCAAGUAAACAUAAAAUAAACUUUGUUACAGUAGAUCUCAAAAAUCCUACUAAUUUUUUUUUUAUAAAAAGGCAACCUGUCAGUCAAGCCAAUGAAGCUGCACAGCACCGGGGGGUGUGAGGUAAAUGUAAAAUGUCCUUUGGUGGUGUGGAUUGUCCUCGCUGUUCCUGCUUAGGAUGCUGCUGUGGCAGCUUGGAGCUUGUCUCGCAUCACAAUUCUCUAUUGGAAAGGCAAUUGUGGGGAGUAUCUGUUAAGCUGAAUCUAUUACUUGAGAUAGGUUGUACCGAGGAGCCGGUUUUCAGUUUUCCUCAAUAAUGGCACAAUGGAUGCACAGUAUCACUCACUCUGUGUGUGAUGCCAUCUGUUCUCUUCAGACUAGACAUGUGUGUCAUGCUGUUAGCCUCUUACAAUAUUUGAGAUUCCUUUUCCUUGGCACCAUACCCACUUUGAGCUUUAAUUUAAAGAAAAGCUUUAUCAUAUGAAUGAAGACGAUUCAGAGUCACUUUGGUGUAUUCCUGCUUACUCUUACUGAUCCCUUUUUUCAGAACUAGCUGCUAGGAUACGUUCAAAUAUAACAAAGUGCUGUUAAGCAUGAACAAUGGGGUUUGUUUAGGUUUCUAUAGGGUAAGGAGGAGGUUGGAAUGAUCUUAAUUUCCUGGUAGAGAGAGAGAGAGAGAAUCCCAAAGUGCAAAGGGAGAGACACGCUGUUUGAAAGAAAACACAGACACACUAGAAUCACUUUGCAAGUAUUCAAGUUAUGGUAAAUGGUUAAUUUAUAACAUGAUUAUGUGGUCUUACUGGUUGGUUUUAGGGCUUGUCUUCAAAAACAUAUCAGAUUUAUUGGCUACGGUUUUGUCACUAGUAUCAGUUGCCAAGAAUCUGUCUCACUGCUUUCUCUUCAGUGAACCUGGGUGGCCAGGAGAGUGAAGAUCUUACCCACUGGCUGUUACCGAAACUGGAGGGACUGUGUUAGGCCUUUGGAGAUGUUAGCCUUGCUGUUUGUAGAUAGAGUGAAAAAGGAAGAAAAGCCUGAUUAAUAUUAAAAUAGAGACUGAAAGAUGUGCAGUUUGUAAUUGUAGCUUCCCUUUAGAACAGGUAGUACUCAUCAAUAGCUGGAUUGGUUUCACCAUAUGGAGGUGGUGUUCCAGGACGCUAAUAUUGGUCCAGAUGACAGUUCCAGCCUGGUCCCAUGGCCAUUAUUGUGUUGGACCUGCUCAAUGAUUUUAAUACUAGCACUUGAAAAUUAAAGCCCUAGUUAUAAAGUGUUAGUGUGCUGUGCUUUGUCAUAUCUGCUUUAGGAAGAAGGUACCAUCUUACAGAAUAUCUGCGUUAUGGAACAGAUAACAGAACAUUUGAACUUUGAUAUAUGUUAUAGCAAGCUGCACCAUGGUGAGGGGAAAGAUGACAAGGAAGCAAAUGGGAGGAUUGAGGGAUUAACAGCACUUCUAAUAGGACUCAGACAUGAAAUUCUGCCGACUUAGAAACCAUAUUUCUGCUGAGCUGCUAGCCUCAGCUGUACCCAGUAAGGCAAACAUUACCUUUAUUGUUAAUGUUUGUGGUUGUGUGUUGUAAUUUGCACAUAUGUCACUUCUGAGUUGCUUUUUGGGGCUGUUCCUGGAGCAAAACUAGCCUGAAAGGUGCAACCUGUGUGUGGCUUUCCAAAGUCAUUCUUUCUGUAACAAAUGGUUGGCAGGAUGUGCUGAGUUCUCUGAUCAUCAAACAGGGCCCUGAGAUGUAGGUAAAUUGUUUUAAGAAGUCUUUAUCUGAGAGCAUAGAGAGCUCUUGAUCCCCUUGUGCCCCUGUCACCAGGGGCUUGCCACACACUCGGCCUCUUUACAGAGGUUUCUUUUGGGCUCCUCGGUUCUGCAACAUGUUUCUGUGUCUGCAUCCCCAGCUGCAGCAAUGGAUUAUGUUAAACCUACCAAACAUUGCAGUGCUCACAUGUUCCAUUAAACUGGGGGUAUUUGUGGAGAAAAGGUGAUUUUAGUUGUGGGUGAGGGAGGAGGGAAUGUGUGGGUAUGGGUUGGGUGAGAGCUGUUUUGAAGCCUGAGUGACUGGGGCAGAGAGCUGUUGAAUUUUAAACACUUUAGUUAUCCGAACUAUUUUGCCUAUGGACUCUGGAAGAAGAUGCACAGAGUUCAGGACGGAUGCCGUUAUUAACGCUUUCAGUUAUUAUUUAGGCCUUUUUGAAUAUACUAACAAUAAUUUUAAUUAUGAAUUAAUGUAAUAGGACUAAAAUUAUACUCUGACUUGCCGUUAGUUCUUCCAGUUGCACAUACUGCUAAUCCAAGCAGAUCUACUGCAGAUUUUUGACAUUACAAAAGUCUUAAACUUUUGCAUCAGUUUCUAAUGCUUUUAUUAUUAAUAUGUAUUUUAGUGAGACUUUAAUGCAGUUCUGC
Messenger RNA from Columba livia (rock pigeon), 4030 nucleotides. It is a transcript of the gene PSPC1, whose product is annotated as paraspeckle component 1. Lineage: Eukaryota; Metazoa; Chordata; Aves; Columbiformes; Columbidae. Gene Ontology annotation, molecular function: RNA binding. The record is from RefSeq and is a predicted model, not a curated record. Bases 135 to 1751 code for a protein of 538 amino acids. Gene Ontology annotation, cellular component: nucleus. Gene Ontology annotation, biological process: regulation of DNA-templated transcription. The transcript has 8 exons.